AUGCCAACAAUGCCGAUUCCGAAACCCCGUCCUCCGGCCUCCUCCGUAUUUCACCGCUUUUUAUCUGUGCUUCACCCCGAGGUGUCACCGUUUUUCUGCUGCCUCAGCCGCUGUUUCUCCGAGUGUGGCACUCUGUUGGACGCUUUGUCUCGAGGUGUUGGAGGUCUUGCCCACGCUGCCAUCACGGGCGGGCAAAGGUAAACUUCCUGGCGCUUGACUUCGACCUCACUAUCUUGAACAUACACACGUCAGGGAGGUGGCCCGGCACUCCGGAACAGCUCACCCAAAGGAUCAGGCCGUUUUUCCAGGCCCUGAUACCUAUCGCGGUUGCCAAAGGGAUACAUGUCGGUGUGGUGACUUUUUCUCCUCAGGUUUCCAUGAUCAGCAGCGUGCUGAAGGUUGCGUUCCCGCACGUGGCAAGCCAGAUUCCCAUUCGCGGUGACGACUUCAGCUGGGAGUACGAAGGGCGCGGUGCCACCGAUGGGAAACAGUCUCACAUGGCUUCGGCGGCGGAAGAACUUACGCAGACCCACGCGGCCAGCAUCACACGCGCGAGCACGCUCCUUGUCGACGACGACGUCAACAACGUGAACAUAGCACUGAGCGAGGGGGUCAACUCGGUGUGGUGUAACCCGAAAGACCCAACGUCGAUGAUCACGGAGCUCCUCAGCCUAGCCAAGCCACACGAGAAGGCGCCAAAUCCCGCCGGCAGUAGCAGCAGCAACAGCAACGGGGGAGGAAGCAGCGGCGGCGGUGUUGGCGGCGGCAGCGGCGGCAGCAGCAGCAGCAGCGGUUCCAACCGGCGGGCCGAAGAAGGCGCGCCAUAGCCAUGUAGCCCUAUCCCUCAUUGUGUCCCCGCCAUAGCCGGUCGGUGUUGGAUCGAUCAAUGGUCGGUGGGUGGGUGCGUACAGCUCUCGAUGGAGCCGUAGGUUGAGUCAGUUAUAUUUUUUGUUGACGCCGGAGGCUCUUGGGUCGUGAGCUGCUUGCUGCUCCUGCUGCUGUGUUUUCAGAAGGUGUGCACAUCGCAGUUUUUGCGGUAGUCAUUAGGGCGUGCGCGUUAAAUGCCGUGUGUGUAACGGUGUAGCCGGACGACGAGUUGCACCGCAUCAUGGUGUGGCCCGUUAACUUGCACCGCAUUGCCGGUCUCAGUUCCACCUUUUUUAAUCGCGGCAACAGCUGUGGCGCAACGUUGUGUUGUUGUUGUCGUAAGUUUUCGCAUGGGUUCGGUUGUGGAGGCNGGGGGGGGGGGGGGGGGGGGGGGGGGGGGGGGGGGGGGGGGGGGGGGGGGGGGGGGGGGGGGGGGGCAUAACGGUAUAGGAUUGGGUGGGAGGUCGGGGGGCACACACCCCCAUACACUUGUACAGAGAGGUUUCAUGUCGUCUAUUAUAGAUGACGCUUUCAAUCGAAGAGUGGCGGCCGCGGCCGGGAGAUGUUUUUGUGCUUAGCCUGCCGCCGCCACCCCCCCCUCCCCCCACCCGGCAGAUACGUGCAUAUUGUUUGUUUGUUUGUUUCCCAUCAUUUGCGGUACUGGUUGCUGUUGUCGUGAAGAUGAUGUUGUUGGCGCUGGCGCGCGGAGCCUGUAGUCAGCAGGGAGGGAGGAGAGAAGGAGAGGGUUUCCAUGAGAAGAACAGAAAAAGUCUCCUCUUCUAUUCUUGUCUUCGGUAUGCUGCGACCGCGAGACCGAUCCGGACACACAAGUAAACUGCUGUGCUUCUCCCCAGAACCUUUUGGCGUUUUUUAUACUUGGUUGCUGGCCUCUCAGCAUGGCGACGCUUCGAGAGAUGUUGUAUUAGAUGCCCUCCAGCAAGCGUUGUUGGUCUGGUUUUGAUUGAGUGGUGAUAGAGGUCAUCUCCCUUGUCUUUCGUGCGCCCCCCUCUGCGGGGCAUGUCUUCAUUCACACACGCAAAAGUAAGAAAACAACCAGCAGAUUUUUGUACAAUACCUUCGGUAUUUGGCUUGUCAGUCGCUGUACAUAAACAUUGCUGCGUCGUGUUAGCCUAUUGAAGGCUGUACCGGGGCAGCAACCGCGCUAAGUUUUGUUUUUAGGUGCUUACUCUGCGGCGAAAGCGCCGGAAACAAGAAAGGGCAAAGGGUUAGUAAAUUGAACGGUGGCGGGGACAGGCGCCAGCAGGCUGGUGCUUCUGGUCCCUAGCCUACCAUGCUACCGGACGGUUUCCGUCGAAGCGAUUGCCAGUCAGUCGUGCUUACUGUAGAACUUUAGAUCGCGAUACUCGUGUUUGGUCUACCAUUCAGUGCGAGCUGCUGUAGAACAUGAAUGGACGAGGUAGGUGCCGGCGAACACCAGGCGGGAUUCGACACAACUUCAGCUUCUUUUGCAGGCGCACUGGUUUUGUCUAUCCCGUCAUCAUGUAUGUGAUGGGGACUGGGAACUGUGGCGCGUGUGCGGUUUCUUGCAUGCUUCCCUUUCCUUUGAGCCGGCUACGUUUCCACGUCCUCAAGUGCGUUGACCAGAGUGCUCUUCUAUUGAUGCCCGGCGCAAAGUUCGCGUGCACUGCCCAGAUGAUGGCGGCAGUUGAUUUCGUUUCCCCAUGGGAUGAAACUGUCAUUGCUGCCCGUGUUUGAAGGCUACGCGGCUGAUGUCUCUCAACAGCCAGCCGUGUGGCGGAGAGAAUGGAAACGUGGGUACAGCGUAGCCUCUAAGUUACGCCGAAAGAGGCAUGCGACCUUAAUUAAUCAAUGA
Molecule: messenger RNA, 2701 nt
Organism: Ectocarpus sp. CCAP 1310/34
Lineage: Eukaryota; Phaeophyceae; Ectocarpales; Ectocarpaceae
Source: the annotation of a GenBank genome assembly